Molecule: messenger RNA, 1281 nt
Organism: Metarhizium acridum CQMa 102
Lineage: Eukaryota; Fungi; Ascomycota; Sordariomycetes; Hypocreales; Clavicipitaceae
Source: RefSeq, a predicted model, not a curated record
AUGGCGCCCGCGUUGGGGAAGCGCCUCGCCGUUGCGGGCAUCAUUGUGUUCUUGACGCUCAUCGUCUAUGUCUGGCAGAGCCAUCUGCUCCCCAAUGUCGAGAAAUUCCUUCCCAAGGUCCAUGCCGAUCACGCCGCCGUGCCCAUUGUUCCGCACAAAGAGAUUCGCUGCCCCCGCGGCUUUGGAGAAGGCCAGUCCAAGUCAUUCGGAAACAAGUCGUCAAAGGCACACGAAAGGGAGCAACAACUCGUCACAGCACCAAGAAUAAUUGCACUUGUCUUCUUCGGUAGACGGGCGACCGUGUCGAUUCUUGACUGCUACCUCAAGCGCAAUUUAGCGACGAAUGGCGGUCUGUUGGACGAAGUAGUCUGGCUGCAGCGAACGAGCAACAAACAAGAUCUUGCCCUCCUGGACAGACUGCUGGAGAGCGAGCCGCAGUACUCGAGACAGAUAAUCGACGAUGCCAAUGCGUACGACUUUGCCAGCUCCUACAACAUCAUCGAAGAUGGCAACAUGUACAUCAAGAUUGACGAUGACAUUGUUUUUAUCGAGGAAAACGCAAUCAGCUCCAUUGUUUGCACGAAGCUUACGCGACCAGACUUCUACGUCGUCUCGGCAAACGUCGUCAAUCAACCCAUGAUUAGUUGGAUUCACUGGAAUCUCGGCGCCGUGCGACCCUACCUCCCCGAAACCGAGGACGAAUAUCCCGCUCCCGAGCCCGGGCACCAAGUCGACUGGAGGGCGUCGGUAUUGCCAUCUUGGCAUGGCCCGAGUGACGUCAACGCCAGCUUUUGGAGCUCGCCCGACAAUAAGAAACACCGCUGGCUGCCGGUCCGUGGCAAGUCCGACCAUGUGCUGGAUAAAACGCCCAUCACGGAGACGCAGUACGAUGCCUUUGGCACCGGGCUUCAGAGGUGGCAAGUGGCGGCGCAAGAGCACUACAGCUUCUUUGAGAAUUUGGAGUCCCGAGAGCUAUGGCAAUACAAGUUCAACGUUUGGGAUUUCCAACGGUUGCGCAUGGGCAUCCAGUUUAUUGCCAUGAUGGGCCGCGACAUCAAUGCCGCCAAGCCCAUCAACAGGGACGACGAAGAGCACUUUUCCGUCACCAUGCCGAGGAGACUGGGUAGAGGUGCAGUUGCGGAUGGGCGCGGUGUAGUCGCCCAUUACAGCUUUGGGCCGCAAUCAAAAGAGGGAGGGUUGGAUACAACCGAUAUAUUGGAUCGCUAUCGUUCCUACGCCAAGGAGAAUGUCUGCACGGGUCCCAUGCUGUGGUCCCCAUAG